Molecule: messenger RNA, 858 nt
Organism: Alternaria arborescens
Lineage: Eukaryota; Fungi; Ascomycota; Dothideomycetes; Pleosporales; Pleosporaceae
Exons: 2
Coding region: 1-858 (285 amino acids)
Molecular function (GO): hydrolase activity
Source: RefSeq, a predicted model, not a curated record
AUGGCCACAGGGACAUCCUGCUCGACCGAGUGCAUCAAGGGCUCAAUUCACGCAGGCAAUCCCAAAGGUACUAUCGAACAACUCCAUGGCCUCUCCGUUUACAUGGUUGGAAACCGAACCACUCCACGGGCAGUCAUCUGCAUGUACUCGGACAUCUUUGGACUAGGUCUUCCCAACAACAAGAUCAUCGCCGAUGCCUAUGCCGAGUCAGGAGAGUACCUAGUGCUACUCCCUGAUUUCUUCAAGGGCGAUCCGGUUGGGUUGAAGGUUGCUGAUGCAUUGCUCCCUGUUGACGCCGCUGCCCAGAGUACCUUUGCCAAGUACACAGGUAUCCUGACGAACAUACCAUCUUUUCUCAUGUGGCAGAGGAGGCAUGGGAAGGCGGAGUCAGAUAAGAUCUGCCUCGACUUUAUGCGGGAGCUGAGACGGGCGACGCCGAGCGAACAGAAGAUCGGCAUGGUCGGAUUUUGCUGGGGAGGGAAGUAUGCUGUUCGCACGGGAUUGGAGAGCAGCAUGAUCGAGAUGGAGGGAGUGAAGAGGCCGCUUGUCGACGCGAUCGUGGCGCUGCACCCAAGUCACUUGGUCGUUCCUGACGACGUCGAGGACCUAAUGGUUCCCACGAGCUUCGGGUGGGGCGUAGAGGAUUUUGCCGUAAGCUAUGAAACGAAGAGCAAGGUGGAGGCAUGUCAUGCCAAAGCACAAAAGGAGCGCAAGGAGUUUCCGGAGAUCGAACACAAAUCGUACAAGCCCGGGAGGCAUGGGUUCGCGGUUCGAGGCAACCCAGACGACCCACAGGAGAGGAAGGCCUUGGAGGAUUCAGAGAAGCAGGUGCUCGCGUGGUUCGAGAGGUGGCUUUGA